CCUUUUUCUAUACAGUCCUUCGAUGCAAGUGGCGCCGUCGAAGACCCUGACGAAGCCGGCAGGCAAAGACCGCGGCCGUCUCGCGGCCAGCAGCGUGGAUCUAUGGGCUAUCGGCAUCACGAUCGUCAUUGGCGGGCAGUUCUUCUCGUGGAAUGCUGGCCUCGUGGUCGGUACCGUGGGGUUUGGGCUCGCGGUGGGGGUCGUGGGGGUUGCGUACCUGUGCUUGGCUUGUUCGAUGGCUGAAAUGUCGAGCAUGCUGCCGUUUGCGGGGGGCGUCUACGGGUUGUCAAGGUGCACGCUGGGGUUUUACGCAGGGUUCAUCUUGGGCUGCUGCGAAAUCCUAGAGUACGUGCUGUACGUAGCCAGUGUCAAUGUCAUGUUGGGCAAGACUGUGGUGGGGCAGUGGUCUGAGCUGGAGCCGUUCCAGCCAAUUGUGUGGAUGAUCUCGCAUGCGCUCGCCAUCGCAAUGCUCAUCGUGGGCGGCCAAGUGUUUUGGCGGGCCAACCUCGUGUUGGCGCUGAUUUUAGUCGUUCAAGUCGUCGUGUUUAUAGGCGGUAGCGCGCCGUCCGUCAACUUUUCCGCCUACGCGGGGGGACCUGAGCACUACUUUCAAGGCUCCGCGUCGGACUGGGUGGCGACCCUCCCCACAGCCAUGUGGUUGUACGCAGGGAUUGAAUCUAUCAACACCCUUUCCAACGACGUCGACAACCCCCGGGGGGCCAUUCCUAAGGGUCAAAUGAGUGCCAUGACAACCGUGUUCCUAUCGUCCGUUGGCAUUUACAUCAUUGCCAUUGGCUUGCCGCCUGGCAUUGACGCAUUGCCAUCUACCCGCGCGAUCUUCAACGGGGGGUACCACACCCUCUUUAACCUGUCGGACACCCACACCACGCUGCUGUCGAUUCCCGCGUGCUUUUCGUCGACGCCGGGGUUUCUCUUUGCCUCCGGAAACAUUCUGUCGGCAAUGGCCGAGUCGAAAUUGUUUCCCCGCGCGCUGUGCCGCCGCCACGUCACGUACGGCACGCCCAUCUACGCCCUCCUGGUCACUUCGGCGAUGAGUUUCGGCCUUUGCUUUGGGGAAAUGUAUGCGCUCGACGCAGCCAGGGUGUUCUACCACUCCAGCAUGUUCUUUGGUACGGCUGCGUACACGGCGCAAUGCGUCGGGUAUGUGUUCCUCAAGAAACGCUACAAGAACAUACCGCGAACAUUCCGCAGCCCGCUAGGCGUCGCCGGGGCGGGGGUCGCCAUCUGCGUGUUUACCCUGUGUGCCCUGUCCAUCCUCAUGUUCCAAGAUACGCAGACAGGGACCUCCAAGGCGGCCAUGGUGGUGGUGUUGGCGGUGCUGUCCAUGUAUUACCACCUGUUUGCCAAAUCCAGGCAAACAAUCUCAGACGACGAGCAAAAGCUGCUCUUUUUCGCCCACGUUGCCAAGCACAACAACUCCAAGAAACGGAACCGCAUGACGCCUCGAAAGCGGUUGCUGCAAACCGCGGUCAAGGUGCUCAUGCUAGGUGGCCGUAGCCCCCCCACAGCCGCGGCGACGUCCGCCACCACCACCACACGCCGAGCCAGCAUCGCCACUGCCGUGACUGCGUUUAGAAACCUCCCCAACCGCCCAGCUAUACCCGACGCCCCACCCGGUACAAAGCCACCCCCAACUGGAUCGAAUGCUAACCCAACGCUGCGAUGCUGAAUGUGCCCCCCCAUGUGUACACAAUCCGUCGGUCGACCCACCCCCACCAAACUCGAUUUGUUGUUGUCUCAUUCCCCGCGACUACCUAGUAUGACCAGUCCCUACGACGACUAGUACUAGUACUACUACUACUACGACCCCAGCUGCUGUUUCGCCGCUGGUGAGGAAGACGUAUCGACGGGGGGUAAACACAUGGGACUAGUAGCGCUUAACGUCGGUCGUACAAGGCGCCUGUGUGGAUAUAGUGGGAACAUCUCGUUUGGUCGUGUGCUGCGUGGUUUUGGACGUGGAUGGUGGCCCAACUUGUAACAUGCGACGAUGUAACAACUUGUACAUGUUUGCCAGUCGGCCUCGCUGCUUUCGAUGCUUGUGUUUGGCGCCGUUGUGGUUGGCUACCACGUAAAUACUUAUAUACAUAUACAGUAUAUGACCAACCUACUGUAUAUGACCAACCGUGUAGUAAACCCCAUCAAGUCGUACGUACCCACAUGCACGAAGAACAGGACUUUGCGUUCGUCUUCCGACAUGAUUUGCCUCGUCUUGGCAUAUCCGUGGUAAUAGAUAGACAACGCCACGACGAAUGCCACCAUGAUCACAUGCGCCGCAUGGCCGUCGUCUUGAAAAAACGCAAUCGAAAGGACACACAACGUAAACGUGAGGGCGGCAAAGACGGCGCCGGCGACCCCGAACGGACUCGUAAACGUGCGGGGCAUGGAAGGGUACCAUUUCUUCAAAAAUAAGUACCCGACACACUGCGACGUGUAGGCCAGACAGCCAAAGAACAUGGCGAGCAAGUAAAAAACGGCGUCGACGCCGGGGUGGAAGAACACAAAGAAGCACAGGCCAAAGCUCGCGAGGGUCGUACAGCACAGCGCCCGGAUGGGGGUGCCGAGCGAGAAGUGGCGCCGAUGGAGGAAGUGCGGAAGCAGCUUCGAGUCGGCGAGAGCUGUGACGAUGUUCCCGGACGCUAGGAGGAACCCCGGGGUGGACGCAUAACACGCUGGAAUCGACAGAAGUGUGGCGGCGUCGUCGUGCAAGUUGAAUAUUUGGACGAACCCGCCGUUGAAGAUAGACAGCACCGUCGGCAGUUGCCGCACGCCAGGGGGGAGGCUCAGGGACAUGACGUAAAUGGCCGUGGCCGUGACGAGCAGCGUGGCCAUCGCCGCCACCUGACCUUUGGGGAUAGUCGUCUUGGGGUUGGUCACUUCGUUGGGCAGCGUGUUGAGGGCUUCGAUGCCAGUGAAGAACCACAUUGCCAUUGGGAACGCGCGGACGAAAUCGAACACGGAUGACCCGUGAAACAGCCAGUCCGACCCGCCCCCAUGCUCCCAUAGGUUGGCGUACGAAGCCGAGCCAACGCAAUACAUCAACACAAACCCGACGAGGGCGAUGGCUAAGGCCAAGUUGAACCGCCAAAACACUUUGCCGCCCACACAUAGAAUGGCCAGGGAGAAAGCGUGGGACGCGAACCACACCACCGGCUCGUACGGCUAAGUGGCCACCACGCCGACACCAGGCGACCGAGUGUCACAUUCACACUGACCACAUACAGCAAAUACUCUAGGAUUUCGCAGCAGCCCAAGAUGAACCCUGCGUAAAACCCCAGCGUGCACCUUGACAACCCGUGGACGCCCCCCGCAAACGGCAGCAUGCUCGACAUUUCAGCCAUCGAACAAGCCAAGCACAGGUACGCAACCCCCACGACCCCCACCGCGAGCCCAAACCCCACGGUACCGACCACGAGGCCAGCAUUCCACGAGAAGAACUGCCCGCCAAUGACGAUCGUGAUGCCGAUAGCCCAUAGAUCCACGCUGCUGGCCGCGAGACGGCCGCGGUCUUUGCCUGCCUGCUUCGUCAGGGUCUCCGAUGGCACCACUUGCAUGCAAAACUAAUUUCACGACUAAGGAUAAGGUGGUG
This is a messenger RNA of Aphanomyces astaci, 3607 nucleotides long. RefSeq lists its product as hypothetical. The transcript is spliced from 2 exons. NCBI's taxonomy places the organism in Eukaryota, Oomycota, Saprolegniomycetes, Saprolegniales, Verrucalvaceae. Gene Ontology annotation, cellular component: membrane. Gene Ontology annotation, biological process: transmembrane transport. The record is from RefSeq and is a predicted model, not a curated record. Bases 23 to 1690 code for a protein of 555 amino acids.